ACUACUUCCCUAUUUUACCUACAAAUAGAAAUGCAAUCUCUCAAAUCGCCCCCCACACACCCUCAUAUGUUAGAUAACAACCCAUUUGCAAGUAUUUGUUCUUGUUAACAAAAGUAUGGCAGCAGGAAAACACAUUUCGUCUGGGUUUCUGAACUUGGAACCAUCAACACCGACACUAAAGACUUCAUUUUCUGUAUACUCAAUAAAACUUCAUCAACAUCAACAACAAAAACGAAGUUACCAACUAUGUUCAUCAAUGUCCAUGAAUGGUUGUCAAAGUAAUCCCACAAUCCCACUUGGGAUAGUCGAAACUAUAAGUUUAUAUCCGGUAUCAUCACCAGCAUUGGCUGUCGACUCUCUUUACUCCACCAUUUCAAACUUAAAAUCCAACCUACACUAUUCUAAUCACAGUUCCGGUAUCAUCCGUAUCCAGGUACCAAUUGAGGGACAAAUAGAAGCCAGGGAUUGGCUUCACGCACAGCCCCACAACCACCAAUUCCCUCGCAUUUUCUUCUCCGCUAGACGUCAAUUUGAUGGCUCCGGUUACUUCGUUGACUGUAUCAAUGGCGAUGGCAAUGUCAAUGGCAAUGACAACUCCAACAGUCAUGAUCUUAUCAGCAUCGCUGGUGUGGGCGCUGCCGUCUAUUUUCGCCAUUUUCGCUCCUUCUCUUUCGACGACUGGAGAUCAAUAAGAAGGUUCCUAUCGAAAGAUUGUCCAUUAAUUCGUGCAUAUGGGGCCAUCCGUUUUGAUGGAGAAGUUGAAAUAUCAGAAGAAUGGGAGCCUUUUGGAUCUUUCUAUUUCAUGGUUCCUCAGGUUGAGUUCAACGAGUUUGAAGGAAGAUCCUUGCUUUCAGUUAAUGUGGCAUGGGAUAGUAGCCUUUUGUGUCCGUGGGAAGAAGCUAUGGAAUCCCUUCAAGAAAAUUUGGACAAGGUCAAUUUUGUUGCAUCAAAGUCAGAGAAAGAACUUCCUAAAGCAUUAAUAAGGGGUGAAAUUGCGCACAUCCCUGAUGAGAAGAAUUGGGAGAUUGCUGUUAAAACAGCAUUGCACAUGAUCAGAAGCAGUUCAGCUCUCACAAAGGCUGUACUUGCACGUAGUAGCAGGAUAUUUACUGCUUCUGAUGUUGACCCACUAGAAUGGUUAGCUUGUUUACAGAUGGAGGGUAAUGAUGCUUACCAGUUUUUGCUUCAGCCACCUAAUGCACCGGCUUUCAUUGGGAACACUCCAGAGCAACUUUUCCACCGAAAGAAGCUUACUAUUUGGAGUGAAGCUUUGGCUGGAACUCGAGCGAGAUGUGGCUCAGUGGCCUUAGAUCACAAAACAGGAUUAGAUCUUCUCUCCAGCCCCAAAGAUCACUUGGAGUUUACAAUUGUAAGGGAGAGUAUAAGGUCUAAACUUGAGGCUGUGUGUGACUCAGUUCUGGUAGAUCCGCAGAAAGCAAUUCGAAAGCUUCCAAGAGUACAACAUCUAUAUGCUAAAUUGAAAGGGAGAUUAAGAAAUGAAGAUGAUGAGUUUGAGAUUUUAUCUUCCCUUCACCCAACUCCAGCUGUAUGUGGAUUUCCCUCUGAAGAUGCACGUUGUCUGAUUGCUGAAACCGAAAAGUUUGAUCGAGGAAUGUAUGCUGGUCCUAUUGGUUGGUUUGGCGGUGAAGAAGCUGAAUUUGCAGUUGGGAUCAGGUCUGCUUUAGUAAAGAAGGGUUUUGGUGCUUUCGUCUAUGCUGGAACUGGAAUAGUCGAGGCAAGCGAUCCUUCCUUAGAAUGGGAUGAAUUGGAUCUAAAGAUUGCGCAGUUCACGAAGUUGUUGAGACUUGAGAUCCCUAUCUUGCAUACUGUGGCAUAACUUCCAGGUUUUAAUGACUCAUACUUGCUUAACUCCGUGACGAGCAAAGUUGUCGACUAUCAAAGCUCACAAAUUUUAGAGUUGAAGAGUUCUAAAGUGUCCAGACACGAGGACAUGUUAAAUGUAAGUAAAACCCUGUUAUACCCCUAUUGAGCUUUAAAAAGAGUGGAGAGACUACCAAUAUCAAUACGGCACAUUUUCUAUGCAAGGGGCUCAUUUGCUAAGAACUUUAAAGUAGAUAUUUUGGAUGAUGGGUGACCUCUUAGGAGGAAAAUAUCUUAAAAGAUUGUAAAUAAAGAAUGAUUGUUCAAACAUUUAAAAUAUGUUAGGAAUAUCCCUAAAUUCUACAUAAUAGUAGGACACUCGUUCAAGAGUCUAAAUGGUCAAUCAGUAAAGAAUAUGAAAUAAAGGCAGUUAAUCUAAAAAGUAGAGUUCUCGUUCAAGCGCACCUUAAUGCUCAUUCGAGCACUACUAUAUUGUACGAGACAAAAACUUAUGGAACUGAUUUAGGUCUUAUGCUCAUUCCUACAAAAGUGCACUUGUUCAAUCGCAACUAUUCAUGUGCGUUCGUUGAUGAUGUAACUUUUUGUUUUGGAGAGACAUUUGCUUUCAUUUUUAAUUAGUUAGGAAUUUGUGUAGUUGAUGGGCAUGCACGAAUGGACUGAUUAAUGUAAAUAUGUAAUGGACAUUAAACUAUUCAGAAAUCUCUUUCAUUCUCUCA
This is a messenger RNA of Amaranthus tricolor (Joseph's coat), 2558 nucleotides long. RefSeq names its product isochorismate synthase 1, chloroplastic-like. The record is from RefSeq and is a predicted model, not a curated record. NCBI's taxonomy places the organism in Eukaryota, Viridiplantae, Streptophyta, Magnoliopsida, Caryophyllales, Amaranthaceae. Gene Ontology annotation, biological process: phylloquinone biosynthetic process. Gene Ontology annotation, cellular component: plastid. The transcript has 15 exons. Bases 116 to 1837 code for a protein of 573 amino acids. Gene Ontology annotation, molecular function: isochorismate synthase activity.